AUGACAGUCUCGGCCACUCCUCCCUGCGGAAGCUUCACUGUCGAUUUCUCCAAGGACAAUGUCACAGACUUCCACGUCGGCGGUGAUUUCAUCGCAAUGACUUCCAUCCACCCCAUGGCAACCUGGCUCUUCCGCGCCACGCUUGAUCAGACCGCGUCAGGGAAUUGGUCAGAUCUAUUGUCGGCCGUCGUGCAGACGGGUCUUGGAGACUACUGCGAGACUGGUAUUAUGGUACCUUCGACUUGGGCUGGUUCAAAGGGCGUUGUUGGAGUUGUGCAGGAUGCGCCUGAUGGAAUUUUGUAUCAGUGUUCAACGGUCAACUUCAUCGCCGGCUUCAUCACGCCUUCCGGUAUCUGCAAGAACGUGACCGGCCUGUCCGCGGCGUACACUACUGAUGCGAAGCUUUCCUCUCUUCCCGCCACCGCAGCUGCAACCUCAAACCCGGCCACUUUUACCGGCACCAGUACUAGCACUGGUUCUACCGCUACCAGCACUGCCAAGGCUUCAGAAGCCCAGACUAUCGAUCCAUAUGGUGGACUGAGUAUGCUCGUGGGGCUCAUUACGAUCGGUUCAGCGACACUUAUGGCGGGCCGCCUGUGA
Messenger RNA from Letharia columbiana, 600 nucleotides. RefSeq lists its product as uncharacterized. The record is from RefSeq and is a predicted model, not a curated record. NCBI's taxonomy places the organism in Eukaryota, Fungi, Ascomycota, Lecanoromycetes, Lecanorales, Parmeliaceae. The transcript is spliced from 3 exons. Bases 1 to 600 code for a protein of 199 amino acids.